Molecule: messenger RNA, 999 nt
Organism: Aspergillus homomorphus CBS 101889
Lineage: Eukaryota; Fungi; Ascomycota; Eurotiomycetes; Eurotiales; Aspergillaceae
Product: WD40 repeat domain-containing protein
Exons: 4
Coding region: 1-999 (332 amino acids)
Molecular function (GO): protein binding
Source: RefSeq, a predicted model, not a curated record
AUGACCCUGCAAUCACAUCCUGACCCGUUGUUCGACCUGCGAUACAGUUGCACAUAUUGGUUGGACCAUUUUAUCAAUUCCACAUCUGUGGAACAGCCUGAAUCACUGGAUGAUCAGAUAUCCAAUUUCUUCAAGCAUCAUUUCCUCCACUGGUUGGAAAGCCUUAGCCUUAUUGGCGAGCUCCGGCACGGAAUCUUGAUUCUUAAGAAGCUUUCAGUUUGUCAUACACGGCAUCAAACAAUCUUUAAGGAGGCUGAAAGAUUCGCAAGUGCUAAUGCUAUGAUAAUACAAGAGGCACCUCUACAAACAUAUAGCGCCGCACUUAUCUUCUUGCUUGAAGACCACGGAUCCUGGGUCAACGCAGUGGCCUUCUCACCUGAUGGGCAGACAGUCGCGUCCGCCUCCAGUAAUAAGACUAUCCGACUCUGGGACACAGCCACUGGUACUGAGAAGCUGAUCCUCAAGGGCUACAGAUUCUUAAUCUAUACAGUUAACGCAAUGACCUUCUCACCCGACAGGCAGACAGUUGCAUCCGCUUCCAGUGAUAAGACCACCCGGCUCUGGGACGUGGCCACCAAUGCUAAGAAGUGGACCCUUGAAGGCCAUCAGGACUGCUCGGUUAAUAUAGUGAUCUUCUCACCUAACAGGCAGAUGGUCGCGUCCGCUUCCGUUAACAGGACCAUCCGGCUCUGGGACAAGGCCACCAGUACACAGAAGCAGAUACAUCGUUCUGAUAUGAUAGCAACAGCCCUCUGGUUCUCAACUGAUGGAUGUUAUCUGAACACUGAUCGUGGUUCACUUCCCUUGGAUCUUAAAGCGUCUAACUCAUCGAAUAAUCUAAUAUUCGUUCAUGAGAAAUGGGUACGCCGGAACGGACAGCACUUGAUUUGGCUUCCAUCACAGUAUCGGGCGACAUGUGUGCUGACCAGAGAGCACACUGUGAUUCUUGGACAUUAUUCAGGAGCAUUGACAUUCCUUUGGCUCAACAGAAUUAUAUAG